This is a messenger RNA of Branchiostoma floridae (Florida lancelet), 2136 nucleotides long. RefSeq names its product NACHT, LRR and PYD domains-containing protein 9-like. Gene Ontology annotation, biological process: signal transduction. The transcript has 4 exons. Bases 1 to 2136 code for a protein of 711 amino acids. NCBI's taxonomy places the organism in Eukaryota, Metazoa, Chordata, Leptocardii, Amphioxiformes, Branchiostomatidae. The record is from RefSeq and is a predicted model, not a curated record.
AUGUAUCAGGGCCAGCAUAGCACUCCUGCCGACAGUGAACGAAAAGAACCGCGAGUAUUCGUCAUCCAUACAGGGGAAGACAAAGACUCAUUUGUCCGCCCGUUGGUCAGCAACCUGCAACAACAGGGAUUGGCCGAAAGAGACAUCUUUUUUGAUGACGUUUCCAUCAGACCUGGUGACGUCAUCAGGGACAGAAUAAUUGCGACCUUAUCAAGUGCAAGUUUAGAGCUUGCUGUCAUUGUCGUUAGCUCAUCAUUCCUUAACAAGCCCUACUGGCCAAAACUAGAGUUUGAAACAUGUCUGAAAAACAACAAACAGAUAUUCCCCAUUUGGGUUGAUGCCAACGAAGACAACUUCAAGGCCUUCAGUGAGUCUGUCGGAAGGUAUUCUCCUACACUGAAACAGAUGAGUGCGAGACGUGUGCAGAGAGAUGAUGUUACUAGUGAGCUGCCAAACAUCGCUGCUGAGAUCGUACAGCGGCUUUCUACAUUGAGACAUGGACAUAAUGUGACACGGCAAACAGGAUCGCCAUGUACUGUAGAGGACGUCAUCAACACUCUCAAAGACCUGUAUGCCACAGAGUAUGCGAACAUGCGGCCUCUUCCGUGGUGUGAAGAUCUCAACCUGCCUUUGAGAGAAGUCUACACCAACCUGCAGUAUCAACGUAGGGACGAUAGGGGGCACUUCAAGGACACGGGGAUGAUUGUAAGCUUAGAAGAUAUUUACAAGACGAGCAAAGGUCAAGCUAAGAAUGAUGAUGCAAGGUCGGGUGUUAGAAGAAUAAGGGUAGAGGGGGAUCCCGGUAUUGGGAAGUCGUGCUCUUGUCAGAAACUGGCUCAUGAUUGGUCCUCUGGGAAAUUGGAUGAUUUUAAGGCUGUCUUAUUUCUGGAAAUGCGGCACAUGUCUGGGAAAGUAAAAGAUGCAAUAUUUGAGCAGCUCCUACCAGAGGAUACAAAUAUGACCCAAGACCAGCUCUGGUCCUACAUCCAAGAGAACCAGGAUGAUGUUCUCUUCAUCCUGGACGGUUUAGAUGAGCUCAGUCAGACAGCUAGGGAAGUCACAGAUGUGAUGGCCUUGAUUCAGGGUAAAAUCCUCAGGAACUGUCAUGUCCUGGUGACCUCCAGGCCGUACCACUGUGUCAAAGACCUGGAGAAAUGUCACGAGUUUUACAAAAUCGUUGGUUAUAGCAUAAAGAAUUCUUUUGAAUUCAUACAGAAAUACUUCAGCAAGACUCCCGAAACUGCUACAAAGCUGUCAGAUCAGCUUUUCCGUCACCAAAAUUUAUCGAGAAUAGCUGUUAAUCCCCUCAACAAUGUGCUGAUAUGUAUUGUCUGGGAAGACAAUGUCAAUGAGGGGAGAGUACCUACCAGUCCAGCUGAACUGUAUGAAAUGAUUGUAUAUUCGGUUGCCAAACGAUACUGUGCAAAGAAAGACAUUCAGUUAGAAGGGGAUAGAUUUCCUACAAACGUAGAACAAGCAUUGCGAUGCUUGAGGAAAUUGUCCUGGGAGGGACUACAGCAGGAUCAGCUCCAGUUUAACAUAGAUGAUAUCAAAGAGAAGUUUGGACACAAUGCCGAUGACAUGUUGGCUAUCGGCUUACUGACAAGAGACAACUCGUUCUCAAGGAUCAAACGCACUCACUUCUGCGCCUUCUUACAUAAAACCUUUCAAGAAUACUUGGCUGCCUACUACGUCAGUGAGUGGGUUAAACAGGAGAGUACAAGUAAAGCUGGUAUAGAAUAUCUUCGUAGUUUGUUUGGGAUGACAAAGGCUACAGCUUGUAAUGUUGACAUAGAACUGAUGUCAGCAAACCGUGAGAGGUAUAGAGAGGUACAGAACAUGUUGCUUUCCGUCCUGGGUGACAGUUCAGGUUUGCUGUUCGAACUGUUUGCAGAGGAACUCAGCAAAGAUGGGUGUAAAGAGGACAAGAAUCUUUUGUCUUUUUUCUGUAUCACAUUUCUUGGUAGAACGUGCGAAGCUGGUAAAGCGGAGUUUAGAUUGGCGGAGAUUGUGGCACCUUGUUUGCCCCAGCACAUAACAAACGAUGUGUGGGGGCAUGCUGCUUGUAACUCCUUUAAAUUUGAUCAUGUUGAGUGGAUUGAUGGGGAACAGAACCUUGGAGACAUUGACGAUUGA